Molecule: messenger RNA, 2709 nt
Organism: Nothobranchius furzeri (turquoise killifish)
Lineage: Eukaryota; Metazoa; Chordata; Actinopteri; Cyprinodontiformes; Nothobranchiidae
Gene: htr3b
Product: 5-hydroxytryptamine (serotonin) receptor 3B
Biological process (GO): signal transduction; chemical synaptic transmission; nervous system process
Cellular component (GO): plasma membrane; neuron projection; synapse
Molecular function (GO): acetylcholine-gated monoatomic cation-selective channel activity; serotonin-gated monoatomic cation channel activity
Source: RefSeq, a predicted model, not a curated record
GUUUUUCAGAGGCGGUUGUUCAGGGGUCCACAGUGGGGCUGGGCCACCCUGACAGCCACCUUGGCCCCCCUUGUGCCCCCUGCUGAGGACAGACCCUAAGCAUUAUUUACAGUAGUUCAGUUGUUUUUGUGAUAAUUUCACCAGAUGCAAGCUGCAGAACCGAAGCAUGUAACUGAAAUUUAUUUCAAAGUUGAAGUCUGUCCUAGGUCACAUCAGCUUGGUUGGUCUUUUUGAGGGAAAGUGUGUUCAGUUAAUGUAUAUAAGAGAGUCUAGGACACACAGCUUUUAUUAAGACUUGGAAGAGACAGGAUUUAUGAGACUGCAAACGUUAGUCACAAUUUUCUAUGCUUAAUUAAAAAUCUGAGUGUUCCAAAGCAUCAUUGCCCUCCCCAAUCCUUCUGUUCUGUUUGUACGGCUCUACCUGUGCUUCCUAAAUGGCUUCCACCCUCUGAAGUGUUCAUCCAGCACCGAACCAACCUGGGCAUUUUCUCCUAACAGUGUUUCCUUAUCAAACGUAUCAUCUUACCCCGACUGCAGAAAAUCAAUACAUGCAACCAAAAUGUCUUCACAGCCCGUCCGUUGUUCCUGCCCCUCACUCCGCUGUGCUGCAGAUUUGCUUAAACUGUGGAUGUUUGUUUGUUGUUCUAACAGAGAAAAUAUCUGGACAUGACCCUUAAAUAUCAUCUCUAAUCUGGACAACUGACGUUAGCUUGAUGCUUCACCUUUGGUUAACUCUGCUUUUCUCAGCUCCUCUGGCUGAAUGUGUUCCAGAGAAACCUAAGAGAUCUGCUCUGAACCAGCUGACCCGGACCCUCCUGAGGAAAUAUGACUGUGGCGUUCGACCCGUCCACAACUGGACCACUUCCACAACCGUCUACAUAGACCUCGUACUCCAGUCUGUCCUCGAUGUUGAUGGGAAGACUCAGAGCAUCACCACAAGUAUUUGGUACAGACAGAUCUGGAGGGAUGAGUUCCUGGUUUGGGAUCCUGAAGAAUUCGAUGGAAUCAACGAGAUCUCGCUCCCAUCCGACGCCAUAUGGGUCCCAGAUGUCAUCGUCAGCGAGUUCGUGGAAGAAGGGAAGUCUCCUCCAAUCCCGUUCGUUUAUGUCAACUCCUCUGGUUCAGUGAAGAACUACCGGCCGAUCCAGGCGGUCCUAGCCUGCAGCCUGGAGAUGUACGCCUUUCCCUUUGACAAGCAGAACUGUAGUCUCACCUUCCGGAGCUGGCUUCACUCAGUGAGAGAAAUCGACCUGGCUCUGUGGAGGAGCGCAGAGGCCAUAGCUAACGAUAAGAGGGAGUUCACGAAUGAUGGAGAGUGGGAGCUGCUGUCCAUUCCUUCUCAGUACCUCCAGAUCCGACAGGACCACGCUGACUACGCCCAGAUCCAGUUUAAUCUCUUGAUCCGCCGACGCCCCCUGCUGUAUGUGGUGGGCCUCCUCAUCCCCAGCAUCUUCCUCAUGCUGGUCGAUGUGGUGAGUUUCUACCUGCCUCUGAACAGCGGAACAAGAAUCGCCUUCAAGAUCAGCAUCCUGUUGGGUUACACUGUCUUCAGGGUCAACCUGACCGAUGAGCUGCCUACUUCAGCCGUCAGGACUCCUCUCAUCGGUGUGUUCUUUGUGGUGUGCAUGGCCAUGCUCAUGCUCAGUCUCAUCAAGUCGAUAUUGGUGGUGAAGCUGCUCCAUCACAGUGAGAUGGAGGUCAAGGAAAUGUCAUUGACUGCCUGCCUGCUGGACAAGUACAGCUCAGCUGGCCACAGCUUCCCCGAGAGUGCUUUAACCUCCAUCAAAACCCUCGAUCGCAUCAACACAUCUGGAGAUUUUGAGCUUGAAAGCUCUUUCGAGGAGGACCUGCUGUCCCUGAAUGAGAUCCAGGACCCCCCGUCUGGACUGAACUGGCUUCUCCAGGAGCUGGUUUCCCUUCGCCUAGCUCUUUCUCAGGAGGACAGCGACUCUUCAGCUCAGGCCGAAUGGCUGGGUCUCUGCUUGAGGCUCGAUCGCUUAUUGUUCCACCUCUACCUGCUGGUUCUGGCCUUGUACACAGGAACUCUGGUGCUGCUCUGGGCCAGCUGGAGUUUUACUUGAGAUGUUAGCAAACCACUAAGCUGUCAUGGUCUAAGAUCCAGAAAAAAUGUACCUUUUCUUGGUUAAAAUGAUAAUUUCUCAAGUUUUGGUUAUAUUUUAAAACCAAACGUGAUAAAAAAAAAGGUUUGUUUAAAUGUUUGCACUUAUUACUUCAGAUAAAACAUCCCGACAGUGCAGAUUUACUCAGAGAUCCGGUACGAUACGACGGUUCUCUGGAGGAAAAUCCUCUCUGCCUGUGUGGAGUUAUGAUAUCAUGUUCACACUUUAAUCUCCGUCCUUCUGCCACUAAAUAGAUCAGUGAAACCGUUCGAAUGUGAGCUGCUGCGUCUCUGUUCCCUGUUGGGUUUCUAAUAGUCGUGAUAAGAAUAUUAAAAGUGCAUUUUAGAAAAGCUGCUGCUGGAACAAUCCAGCGUAAUGCAAUUUUGAUGGUGUUUGCAAACGCUCUUCAGGUGGAUCUGGUUACAGGAUGUUGGACAACAUUACAGAAGUUUUAGGUGCUUUAGACACCAGUCUCAUUCAAGUUCAAAGCAAAAAGAUCAUUUUAAUGUGCUUUAAAAUAAACAGGAAUAAUGUUUAUUUUGAGUGACGUUGGAUGAAUUAACCCUCAAACAGGAAAUAAAAGACCUGA